AUGGCGGAGCACCUGGCUUCUAUUUUCGGCACCGAGAAGGACCGCGUCAACUGCCCCUUCUACUUCAAGAUCGGCGCGUGCCGCCACGGCGACCGCUGCUCCCGCCUCCAUAAUCGCCCCACAAUCUCCCCGACCCUCCUCCUCUCCAACAUGUACCAGCGUCCCGACAUGAUCACCCCCGGCGUCGACCCCCAGGGCCAGCCCAUCGACCCCCGCAAGAUCCAGGAACACUUCGAGGACUUCUUCGAGGAUAUCUACGAGGAGCUCCGCAAGUUCGGGGAGAUCGAGAGCCUCAACGUCUGCGACAACCUCGCCGACCACAUGAUCGGCAACGUCUACGCCCAGUUCAAGGAGGAGGACCAGGCCGCCGCCGCCCUCGCUGCCCUCCAGGGGCGGUUCUACUCCGGCCGCCCCAUCAUCGCCGACUUCUCCCCUGUCACCGACUUCCGGGAGGCAACCUGCCGCCAGUACGAGGAGAACAGCUGCAAUCGUGGCGGCUACUGCAAUUUCAUGCACGUCAAGAUGAUCGGCCGGGAGCUGAGGAGGAAGCUUUUCGGCAGGCACAACCACAACGGGAGGUACUGGGGGACCCGCAGCCGGAGCCGAAGCUCGAGCCCCCCUUCGAAUCACCACAGGCGGGAUCGGGACAGGGACAGGGAUUACGAGAGGCGGGACCACCGAGGUGGUGGCAGGAGGUCAGGAGGAGACAGGCAUGGUGGUGGGGGAAGGUAUGAGGGUGAGAGGAGAAGGCAGAGGAGCAGAAGUCCUGUGAGGGAAGGGAGUGAGGAACGGAGGGCGAGGAUUGAGCAGUGGAAUCGGGAGAGGGAGGAGAAGGAGCAGUGA
Striga hermonthica is the source of this 843-nucleotide messenger RNA. The record is from the annotation of a GenBank genome assembly. Lineage: Eukaryota; Viridiplantae; Streptophyta; Magnoliopsida; Lamiales; Orobanchaceae.